CGAAAAAACUCUCAUAUUCCGAGUGUUUCGCGAACGCGCCGGUUGUUUUGACACUCGCGAUCGAAAAUGUGGCUUGUGUUUUAUGUUUUUUUGGCCCUUCCGCUGCUGGUGGCUGCCUACUUGGAGUUGACCACGUUCCGCCGGAGAAAAGUGCUUAACAAGUGCAAAGGCCCCAGAGGCCUGCCCCUCGUGGGAAAUGCCCAUCAAAUGGGCAAGAAUCCCACAGAAAUUCUCGACCAGGUGUUCGCCUGGUGGCAUCAGUUUGGGAAGGGCAACUUUGUCUUCUGGAUAGGAACAUACUCCAAUGUGUUGGUCACUAGUUCUAAGCAUCUGGAGUUCAUACUCAGCAGUCAGGAACUGAUCACUAAAUCCGACAUUUAUCAACUCACGCAUCCUUGGUUGGGACUUGGACUUCUGACCAGCACCGGCAGUAAAUGGCACAAGCACCGCAAGAUGAUCACCCCAGCCUUCCACUUCAACAUCCUGCAGGACUUCCAUGAGACGAUGAACGAGAAUUCGAACAAAUUCAUAAUGCACUUGAAGAAGGUGGCUGCCGGGGACAGUAUCUUUGACUUCCAGGACCAGGCCCACUAUCUGACCUUGGAUGUUAUUUGCGACACAGCGAUGGGUGUGUCCAUCAAUGCAAUGGAAAAUCGGAGCUCCUCCAUUGUGCAGGCAUUCAAAGACAUGUGCUACAAUAUCAACAUGAGAGCCUUCCAUCCCCUGAAGCGCAAUGAAAUACUGUACCGGUUGGCCCCCGAUUACCCCGCCUAUAGAAGGACUCUCAAGACCCUCCAGGACUUUACCAACGAUAUCAUCGAAAGGCGCAUUGCGGCCCACAAAUCGGGAGCAGUUUCGACCAGCCAAGGUGACGAGUUCACACGCAAGAAAAUGGCCUUUUUGGACACCCUGCUCUCGUCCACCAUCGAUGGUCGUCCUCUGACUGCGAAUGAGCUGUACGAAGAGGUGUCGACUUUCAUGUUUGAGGGACACGAUACCACCACUUCCGGAGUGUCAUUUGCUGUCUAUUUGCUGUCCAGACAUCAAGACGAACAGCGUAAACUGUUAGAGGAGCAACGCGAGAUAAUGGGUGACUCGGAUUUGGGACGCGAUGCCACCUUCCAGGAAAUUUCCCAAAUGAAAUACCUGGAUUUGUACAUCAAGGAGGCCCAGCGUCUUUAUCCUAGUGUACCCUUUAUUGGACGCUACACGGAUAAGGAUUAUGUGAUUGAUGGCGAUCUCGUGCCCAAGGGCACCACCCUCAACUUGGGUAUCGUGAUGCUGGGCUACAACGAAAAGGUUUUCAAGGAUCCCCACAAAUUCCGACCCGAACGCUUUGAGCUGGAGAAACCAGGACCCUUUGAGUAUGUGCCCUUCAGUGCCGGCCCACGUAACUGUAUUGGCCAAAAGUUCGCUCUGCUGGAGAUCAAGACCGUGGUGUCGAAGAUCAUUCGCAACUUCGAGGUUCUGCCUGCCCUGGACGAGCUGGUUUCUAAGGAUGGCUCCAUAAACACCACCCUGGGAUUACCUCCUGCUGAGCGGAAGAAGCUGGAUGCACAUCGUCAUAAAUACGAUCCGAUUCUGUCCGCUGUUCUGACCCUAAAAUCAGAAAAUGGUCUUCAUCUUAGACUGAAGGAGAGGGUACAUUACAACUUGUUACUUUUUACCUUACUUACUUAUUCUCACAAAUACCUUGUACCUUACCUAAAUACAAAAAACAAGUACCUUUCCCAACACUUGCCGCAACUGAUUGGAGUAUUUAAGCAGAGUGUCUCCCACUUUGCACUCAAAUCCGAUUUACUCGCCACAGCGGUCGGUUGUCUGUGGUCGCGCUCGAAAAUGUGGACAAUACUGUUGUGCGCCUUCAUUGGCCUUCCGCUGCUCUUGGUGGCCUAUUUCGAGUUCGGAUCACUGCGACGAAAGCGCAUGCUAAACAAGUUCCAGGGCCCAAGAAUGCUGCCAGUGGUGGGCAAUGCCCAUCAGAUGGGAAAGACUCCCACAGAGAUUUUGAACCGAUUUUUCGGCUGGUGGCAUGAUUAUGAGCAGGCUAAUUUUCGAUACUGGAUAGGCUACUAUUCGAACAUUAUGGUCACUAGCCCCAAGUACAUGGAAUUUAUACUCAGCAGUCAGACACUGAUAUCCAAGUCCGAUGUCUACGAUCUCACGCAUCCCUGGCUGGGACUUGGACUUCUGACCAGCACCGGCAGUAAAUGGCACAAGCACCGCAAGAUGAUCACCCCAGCCUUCCACUUCAACAUCCUGCAGGACUUCCACGAGGUGAUGAACGAGAACUCCAGCAAGUUCGUUGACCACUUGAGGAAGGUGGCGGAUGGGGACAAUAUCGUUGACUUCCAGGAGGAGACUCACUAUCUGACCUUGGAUGUUAUUUGCGACACUGCCAUGGGUGUGUCUAUAAAUGCAAUGGAAAACCGAAGCUCCUCCGUUGUGCAGGCCUUCAAGGAUAUGUGCUACAACAUGAAGAUGAGAGCCUUCAAUCCUUGGAAGCGUAAUGAAAUGCUCUAUCGCUUGGCUCCCGAAUAUCCAGCCUAUAGUAGGACUUUAAAAACCCUUCAGGACUUUACCAACGACAUAAUAGCAAAGCGAAUUGAAGCUCGAAACUCUGGCGUUGAGUGCCACAGCCAAGGUGAUGAGUUCUCGCGCAAAAAGAUGGCCUUUUUGGAUACACUUCUUUCGUCCACGGUGGACGGACGUCCCCUGACUUCCCAAGAGCUUUAUGAGGAAGUUUCCACUUUUAUGUUCGAGGGGCACGACACAACCACAUCCGGAAUCGGGUUUGCAGUCUUCCUGCUCUCCAGACACCAAGAAGAGCAGAAAAAGUUAUUUAACGAACAAUGCGAGGUGAUGGGCGGUUCUGGGCUGGGUCGAGAUGCCACCUUCCAGGAAAUCUCCCAAAUGAAAUAUUUGGAUUUGUUUAUAAAGGAGGCGCAACGUCUUUAUCCGAGUGUGCCUUUCAUUGGUCGCUUUACGGAGAAAGACUAUGUGAUUGAUGGCGACAUCGUGCCCAAGGGCACCACCUUAAACUUGGGCCUUCUCAUGCUGGGUUACAAUGAUCGUGUUUUUAAGGAUCCCCAUCGAUUCCGACCAGAUCGCUUUGACCUGGAAAAACCAGGACCCUUUGAGUAUGUGCCCUUUAGUGCCGGUCCACGAAACUGUAUUGGCCAGAAGUUCGCUCUGCUGGAGAUCAAGACCGUCGUGUCGAAGAUCAUUCGCAACUUUGAAGUCUUGCCCGCUCUGGAUGAACUUGUUUCCAAGGACGGUUAUAUAAGUACGACCCUGGGCCUUCCUCCGGCGGAGAAGAAAAAGCGCGACGCGCAUAUCCAUAAAUACGAUCCGGUUUUGUCGGCUGCCAUGACUCUAAAGUCUGAGAAUGGCCUGCAUUUGCGCUUGAAGCAGAGGCUUUAAAUAUGAUAACUCGUGGAAAAAUAACAGCACACUUUCAGGCAGGCAACCUUUUGAAAUUUGGCUUACUACACGUUAACAUUACAUUUUA
Messenger RNA from Drosophila gunungcola (fruit fly), 3511 nucleotides. RefSeq lists its product as uncharacterized. The record is from RefSeq and is a predicted model, not a curated record. Lineage: Eukaryota; Metazoa; Arthropoda; Insecta; Diptera; Drosophilidae. Gene Ontology annotation, molecular function: monooxygenase activity; heme binding; iron ion binding.